Molecule: messenger RNA, 8384 nt
Organism: Drosophila ficusphila
Lineage: Eukaryota; Metazoa; Arthropoda; Insecta; Diptera; Drosophilidae
Product: serine-rich adhesin for platelets
Exons: 9
Coding region: 1158-6548 (1796 amino acids)
Source: RefSeq, a predicted model, not a curated record
UGUGUGUUCUGUGUGAUUUAAUAAUAUUGUUAAAAAAUGCAUUUAAAUUCAAUAACUAGUGUGAGCAUUAAUUAAUACGCAAAGUGCUGUGAAUAUCAACGAGCAUGUGUACACAAAGUUAUUGUUUUGAUGUUUGUUGUAUGUUUCGUGCGAUUUAAGGGAGAGUGUGCGAGAGGAAGCGUGAAAAGAGCACACGUGGAUGGGUUGCCGGACUGUUGAGAAAGUUGGGAGUGGUUUAUACGUCGCCAUUGGUCGGUUCAGAGUUUCUCAUUUUAAUUUUAAACAUACAAAAAAUUUAAGAAAUAUGUUUGAACUCCCAAAAUAAUGGCAAUUCUUAAAAACGAAAGAGAUAAGACGAAAUGGUAUAAAAGAAACAAAAAUGUUGAUUUUCAAUAAAAAACGCUUGUUACACGUAACAUAUAAAUACUCAGUUUAAGCGCUCAGAUGAAGCCAAUUAAUAGUAAAUCAAGAACAAAGCCUUAUAUUAAUAAAAUGUUUGUUUAAAUAAAGAACCCAUCAGCAACAUCCGCUUAACAAAACAACUAAACUAUUCGGCUGGUCUUUUAAAAGUUCACGAACCCAAAAAUAUAUGAUGUCUCGAUUCCAAAAACUCAGUCCUUUAUUACCCGAUUAGCGCUGCGACUAUCUGGCAACCCUCUUUGUUGGCCAGCAUGAAAAUGCGCAACUCGGUUUCUAUUUCUAUCUUUCGCAUUUUAAACGUCUUUGUGAUCGGUUGUUGUUGGGUCGCGGAUGCCUAAUCAUCGAUAGCUGUAUGCUGAAUGGAGCACGGUUCGGUUAAAUGCCCGAUAAAGCGCCACUUCUGUUGAUUGGCCGCAUAAAUACAAAAUCAAAAUCCUUCGCUCAAAGUUGUAUAACAAAAAGAAGAAAUUUGGGUGCGCGAAAUAAAAAUGCGCGAAAGUCAAAUGAUUGAAUAAAUACAUAAUUGGAAAAAGCAGCCGAAAAUGUAAACGGAGAGCGCGUUUGAAAUAUAAAAAUUCGGUAUAUCAAGAAAAAACUAUAUUGAAGCUUAUGAGUGUCGAUAUAUAAAGUGAUUUAAAUGUAAAACAUAACAAUAAACAACAAGUUCGACACAUUCAGCAAACUUGAAGGGCGACCAACUUGAAAACGACAGCAGCAACUGAAAACGCUUAGCAACAAUGUUGCACAGUAAUCGCGACAAUGCAGAGCCAACUACAACAACAACAGCAACAUCAACAGCUACAAUUGCAACAACAAAAGAAGGCAAUGGAACGGAGCCAAUAAUUGCAACGCACUUUGCAACAACAUCUGCUGCAGCAGCAGAAACAUCAGCUGGUGUAAAGGAAAUAGAUGUAACAGCUGAGGGUCAACCGCUGCCGUUCACAAUAACAACAACCCCAGCAGCUGUGGCAGAGCGAACGGAAUUGGCACAAACAGCUGAUGCGUCUGCAGCGGCGAAUGUUGCUGCGUCUGCUGCUGCGGCGGAGUCGUCCGCACUCGAUGCUCAGAUGCGAACGCAGCAACGUCAGAAGAUCAAGAUAUACCACGAUGCCAAGCAGACGGCGGUAUGGCGCACCGAUUCGCUGGCCUCCAAUCCCAGCUCGACCAUGUGCCCUGAUUUUCCCAGCUCUGGAGCAGUAGGAGGUGGAGCACCCGCACCCAUGGGCCUUCCGAUGCGGAGCAUUAUCCUGUCGACGGCACCCAGUCUGCUGCAGCGAAAAUCCUCGGACAGCUCGCUCACCUCGUCCAUCGCAAGACGCGUCUCGUUUCCGGAUAACGAACUGGUCACUGGUUACUUAGAGCCCGCCAAUCCUUGGAAGCAAGUAUUCCAAGUAAAGAGUAUUUCCGAGAUUGUCGAUCAGUAUGAGCAGUCAUGUCAAAAGCAUCACACAAAGCCGCUAAAGAGUGUAAUGGACCACCUGAAGAACCUAGAUAUAAACCAGGUGCGACAGCCUUCACUUCCCCUCAAGGGGAACCAACUAGCCGCCAACGAUUGCGAAGCCCUCGAGGAGAUUUUCAAAAGGAUACAAUACAAAUGCAUAGACUUGUCCGACUGCACGCUGGACGAGAGCUGUCUGAUGGCCCUCUUCCAGAUGAUAGAAUACUACGAGGCCGCCUAUGAGCUGGAUAUAUCCUACAACAAGGAGCAGAUGAGCAAGCGCUGCUGGGAGCUGUGUGCCUACAUGGUGGAGCACAGCCAAGAGCUGCAGCUGCUCAAUGCCGAGAGCAACCAGAUCACAAAGUUGGGUGCCGACAGCCUCGGUCGGGCAUUGGGCUCCUCCAAUCUGCACACAUUAAAGCUUGAGCACUGCGGACUCAGGGGACAGCCCCUAGUCCAACUCUUAUCAUUUGCAGGCCGAGGUCUCUACCAAAACAAAAUGCUCAAGGAACUGUGGGUGGGCUUCAAUGAUUUGGACUGCGUGGAUGCCCAGCACAUAGCCGACAUGCUGCGCUACAACCACAGCUUGGAGCUGAUCGACAUUAGCAACAACAACAUAAGAAACGAGGGCGUCAUGUACCUGGUGCAGGCCCUCAUCCUGCAGUCCACCGAGCUGGAGCGACGAAUGGGAGCUCUGAAGCGGACCCGCGCCAUCGAGGUGGACGAGUGCGUGUCGCCAGUGGAGACGGAGGCCCCCUCGGCAUUGCCCCAAUCCGUUGGAUCGGCGGCCGAGCAAGCGAAAGAUGACGCCGAUGGCGAGCCAUUCCCUCAGGUAUCCUCGAUUCUUGAGACUCCAGCGGAGGAGUCAGCCCUCGCCGAUCCGGCGGUGGGAGUCCUAGUGGACGUUGAGAACGAUAACGACGACGAGAACACCGAGGACACUGUGCGCACCGUGAGGAACUGCAGCCAAAACGGCGGCGGGCAAUCCAUGCUGGACAAGCUGCUGUCCAUGAACAGCGACAGCAGCAGCGAGGAGGCGCCCUCGAACAUUUCCACCGACACCCUGGCCGCCUGCUGCUCCGAGGACAUCAGCGAGAUCAGCAACGAGAUUUACGAACCCACCGCCGCCAAGCAGCCGCCAGCAGCAGACGAGGUCGCUCCGUCCGUGAUCUCAUCCAGCCCGAUGCAGUCGGAGUCGGCGGCUCUGGCAGCUGCGCCUGAGGAGCCGCUGUCUCCAGCGCACCAAAAACAGCAAAGUUCCCAAAUCGAACGCAACUUAUGUGAUAUUACUCCCUCAACAGAGGCUAAAACCGUUGAACCCAAUGAAUCCUGUGUACAGAACAACAUUAUCAACAACAACAAUAACAACAAUGCCAACAAUUCCCACAACAAUAGCAACAACAAUAACACAAUCCAAUUGCCAGCGGAGACAGGAGCGACGGCGACCUUGGCAGUCGUAGCACCGCCGAUAGAGAUCGGAGCCAAUGCCAGUGGCUCCUCGCCAGCGGCGAUCUUCGAGGUAACCGCCGAGGAGAGCGAUUGUAUAAACGGCAGCGGAGUGGGGGCGGGUGGGUCGCGGCCACUGGACGUUAACAAGAAUGCCAAGGCGGGCGACGACUUCGAGGACACGCACAGCACGGACUCGGCGUUCGAGAGCGCCUCCGAGGGGGACAUUAGUCGCCAUCUGCCCGACGAGUUUAGCCGGCUUUCGGUGUCGCUGGAGAGCACGCGCUUAGACGACUUGACCAAGGAGAUGUGUGGCAUCGAGACGGCCACCAUUGCCACAGAGUCCACCGAGUGUCUACUGGCCGCCCAGGAGGCUGCGACACCAACACCACCGCUGGGCGCACGCGCCCUUGAUGAACUGGUAGAUGCAUUCCCGCCGCCAAAAGUCACGAUUGCCGAAGAGUGCCUGCUGGCGGACAAAGAACAGAGUCCCAGUCCCUUUCCGACCCUCAGCCCGGCGCCCACGCCCCCGCCGCCGUCCACGUCGCCGGGAGGAGCCAGCAUCGGACUGAGGCGAACAGAGUCCAGCUGUGCCUACCUCAAUCAGUCCACCCGCAACCGGUCGCAGAGCUCCGACAGCCUGUGCAGCGAGACAUCGCUGGAUGGGCUGAGCAGCGGAGCCAGCAACAACAGCGUCAGCUCCUCCGCCUCCGCCGAUCCGAAGUUCGCCGAGAAGCUGACCAAGAACGACACGCUGUCGCGUCGCCAGCUGGCCGAGGCCACUUUGGAGGCGAACCGUUCGCCCAGCGGUCUGAAGGCCCUGACCCUGUGGAACAACAACCUGACCAAGGACUGCGCCACUGCGGUGGCCGAGCUGCUGCAGAAGACCAUUUCACUGGAACUGCUCAACAUUGGGAAGAACUGUCUGUCCAACGACUUCAUCUCGACCAUCAAGGACAGCCUGACCAAGAACACGACUCUGACCACGUUGGGGCUACAAAGUGCCCAUCUGAGCGCCAAGGGGAUCGAGACGCUGGCCUCCAUCCUCACCUUCGGCGGCAACAGCAAGCUCCAGCGGAUAGACAUCCGAGACAAUAAACUAGAGGUGGAAAGUCUGAACAUAAUCGCCGAGGUGCUCAAGUCCAAUAACACGCUCACCCAGAUCGACAUUAACGAUGAGCCCAAGCGCCUGACGUUGCCCAUAGUGCCGAUAGUAAAUGUUAUACCGCCAUCGCCAUUGCCCCAGGAGAGCAUUGGGAGCGAUGCCCACCUGGACUACACGAGGGUGCUGGGCACCGUGCGCUCCCUGUGCUCGCGGAACGAGAAGCGGCAGGCCCAGGAGCUGGCGGAGCGGGCGGCGAAGGUGGUGGCCGGCGGCAGCAGCGUUGGCGUCGGCCUACCGGGCGUACGGUGUCGCGGCGGUUACUACUUGGGCUCGCGGAAGAUCUCGUUGACCUGCCACAGCCGCCCCUUCGUGGACGCGGCCACUGGCACGGUGAAGGCAACGGCGACCGCGACCGCUGCAGCAACCGCCCUGCCCACACCGGCCGCCCUGCUGGAGGCGAAGCGGAAGAGUGGACCCCGCCUCCGCUCGCCGGGACCCAGUCCGCCCACCAUAUCGCCAUCGUCCUCGCCGAACCGCAGCCGCUUUCACGUGUCGCGCGUGGCGGAAGUGGGCAGCCCACUGAUCUCGCCCCUGGCCCAGCAUCCGCCUCCGCACACGCCGCGCUCCGCCAGCAGCUGCAUGUCCAUACCGACCAUCGCCUCGCCCAGCGGCAGCCAGAGCAGCCUCAAUGCCGUGGGAGCCCUGCCCACCUCCAGUUCGCUGCCGGCGAUGGCCUCCGUCACCUCCUCCACGCAGACGAUCAAGCGGCUGUCGGUGUCGCCGCGGUCCCGCUUCCAGGUCUCUCGCAUCUACGAGGACCCGCAGGUGCCGAUGGCCAACCGCCAGCUGCCGCCGAUCUCGCCGCACACGCCCCCCAUCGACCUGCCGCCCACUCCGAUGCUGAAGUCGGCGCGGAAGGCGGUCCUGCUGUCCGAGGCAGUGGAGGCGGCAGCCGCCGCGGUGCCGGUCAGCAGUGUGGUGGUCGUUGAGUCCAGCGAUGCCAGCGACGCGCACAAUAGUACAAAGGUCCGAGAAGCCGACGGCCAGAAGGUUUCGCCGCGCUUGACCAUCUCGCCCACCCUAAGCCUCUCAAGCUCCACGUCGCCCGGCAGCAGCAGCAGCGGGAGCAGUAGCACCAGCAACGGGAGCACCUCCACCACCACCUCCAUCUCCGCCGAUGCCACCGACUCUGUGGCCUCGGUCCCAGAAGCUCCACCCAGGUCCUGUCCCCUGGCCGUGUUUGGCGAUAACGACAUCACGCUGACCAAGGAAUCGGCCGGCGUGGUUGCUCUCUCUGCUGCUGCUGUGGCCAGUCACAUGAAUCCGGUGCCGGAGUCUGAGCCAGAGCCGCUGCCGCCUGCGGAGCCCGUCACCAGUGUCCCGCAGUCGCGCUCCCGCAAAACAUCGUGGAUUGCCAAUCCGUCGGCGGUGGAGAAGCUGCUCACGCUGUUCAACACGGGCAAUAUGUUCCAGCGAAGCUCCUCGCCGGAAGCGAAUGCCAGUCAAGCGAGCACUGUGCCCGCCGCCAACACAACUACAAACAGCACACAAAACGCCACAUCAGGAAGCGGCUUGGGAGGAGCAAGCGGAGGCGACUGCAGUACCACGACACCAAAUCCCCUUCUCUCUGUGGCUCGAAAGUCCUCGGCCGCCUCGUGGACCUCGCUGACCGGAAGCAACAUCUCCAGCCAGAACACAGACUCGGCCAGUUCGUCCUUUCUCGACACGGCGUCCAGACAGCUGCGGGAUUUUGGUAAGCAAGUCUUCCGCCAGAACAUCUCCUUCAACAACAGCUGCGAACAGGCGGCCUCGGGCGCAACUGCCCAGCAUGAGUUGAGCACGGGGACGUCUGCUUCGAGCAGCACGGAGUCGCCAUCCCCGCCGGAGUGCAACACGGCCCACAUGCCGCUCAGCCUGAAGCGUCAGCUGAAGGAAAACAUCUCGCCGGAGCACACGAUCAACGAGGAGACCCUUCACACGCUACAGAAAUUGUCGAGGGCAGAGGAUUUAGCCCUGAAGGCGGAGGCGGCAACCGAACUGGGCGACAUCGAGAUCGUAAUGCACAGCGAGGUGGCCGAUUGCCACCUGGCGGAGGAUAAAGCACAGGAGCAGGAAGAAGCAUCUUCGAGUGCUGUUUAAAGAAAGAUACAUGGAAGUUGAAGCUGAUCGCAAUACAGAAAGGCAAGGAACGGAGAAAGCACCCAACUCAACCGAAGAAAGCAACACCCACCCAGCAUUCCCAUGGCUCUCCCUUGUACUGUACCCCACCCGCCUUGAAAAAAUGGUUAUGUAGUCAAGGAUGAUAAUGAUAAUGGAACUUUGGGUUUCCCUUUAACCCCCAAAACAAAUAUGAUGAAGUACACAAGUUAUUACUAACUUUGUUUUAUUUUUGGUUAAAUUCAUUUUAAGUUUUAUAACAAGAAAAUAUAAAUAUAUUUUAAUUAUACUUACGGCAUCGAGAUGCAAACUAAAUUCCCAAUAUUCACUUUAAGAAGAAUUGCUUCCGAAACUAAUUUUGGGUGCAGUUUUUCUAAAGUGAAUACUGGUCUAAAAAUGGAUAAACAUUAAUGAAUGUAAAAUAUUGAACCAAUAUUUCAAAUGUACACACAUAUAAACCACACAUAAAUAUAAAACACUAUUUGUCUUAGUGUGCGCAUUGAUAGCUGGCUCUUAAAAAGUUGCAUUAACGUUAGGAUCGAAAAUCGUGUGGAACUUAGAUGCAAAAAUUGUACUUACCAAUCCAAAAGAACACUGAAAAGUUAACAAUAACUAGAAUCAGACCCACAAAGCCACCGGAAAUACAUUGUUAUACAUACUUAAGUUAAUUUUAACUAUACGAAGAGCACGAAUGUUACAACUUAAUAUGGGAAAUCUUCCCGAAAUAGGAUUACUUCCCACACACCUUUGUUCAUGGAGUGAAAUUCCCUAUUGUUUUUUCCCUUCUUCCACGUUCCCCAACUCGCUAGCAACUCAAACAAAGUGCGAACUGAAUCAGAUCUGCCCAAGUAUUAUGAAUCGGAACAACUUUCAAAACAGAUAUACAUAUACUUAAAUUAGGUACUUAAUCAGCUUAUCGAUUGCCACUAAUUAUGUAAUUAGCCCACCAGUCAGACCAGUAGACAAUCUUAAGUUCAAUGACAUUGUGCAAUUAUUCGUACAUUCAUAAUUCACAAAAACAACAACAACAACAAAAACUUAACGGAAAUGAAGCGCAAACGAAAACAAAAAUACCCAAAAUAAAUCCAAUUGAUCUCAUUAUGUGAUAUUUGUCGUAGUGCCCAAAGCGUUCACUGUACGUGUAUCUAUAACCAAAAUAUAUGAGUUUAGCGCAGAGUGUACAUACGUAACACUUGCUCUAAGUUAACUUACUCAAGUACAUCCAUCCCCCUCAACAUCAACUGAGGCAGAUCCUUAGUUAGAGUUGAUCCUGAUAUCAUAGGGUCACGAUGCAACUUUUUAAAAUGCCAGCCAUUAAUGGGCGUGCCUAAACGUUAUAGAUAAAUGAAACACACAGCAAACAUAAAUAUAUAUAUAACUUUAAACAUAUUAUAAAUCAUGGAAGAUCUUGUAAAUACCGCGUGUGUACUCUCUGUAGGGAAAUGGGGAGCCUCUAGACGAAGCUACCCCGAAUUCUGAGUUUUUUUGCUCUUUGUUAACGAUUUUUGUUUUUGUUUAAUAUUUUAUUGUUUAAAAAUAUAAAUGUAGCUAUAUGUGUAUAUCUCUAUAUAUUAUGAACGUAUUUAAGUAGUGAAAAGCAAACAAAUUUUUCAAAUAUUUCCCUAAAUUUACCAAUUGAAAUGUAUCUCUGAGUUGAGAGGAAAUACUUAAAAAUGUAUCGUACUUAAUUUACAGAGUGAAUAAGAUUCUUUCUGGUGCUAAAGCUAAGAGUUUGCCAUAUAGCUAGAUACCUAUUUUCGGCAAUCUAAAUGCACCUCGCAGUUUAUUAAAUCAAUUGUUUACUCUUUUGAUGCUAAA